UAACACUGGGAGAAACUUUACACUUCUAGGAAUCCAUAAACCACCAUUGCACUCGACCAUUUUAACUGGACACCUGACAUCAGACUGUGUGAUUUCUAAAUAAAUACAUCUUAUAUUACUUACACAAAGCAGCUCGCGUAUGCCACAAUUUAAACUACGCUUUCAAUGAUAGACAGUGUUGUAGUCUACAGUAAAGAACCCGCCUUCUUCAGAGAGCUGAUUGGCUGGAACAUUUGUCAAUCUACUGUGCAGCUUUCGCGAACACUAGCAAACUUGGUUGCGGUGUAAAGUUUCCAAAAAUGACACUUGGGGAUAUUUUUGUCGGCAAGAUGUAGCUGAUUUUGUCUACAAAGUUGCAGUAAUGAGGCGUGGAGAACCUCUCCCAUGGGCCUUUCAGGCUCCUGUGGAUGUUCAUGCCAGCGCAGAUGGUCAAGUGUACAUGUUCAGACACAGACAAGAAGAACUGGACAUGUCAUCUAAGGAUGAGGAACUGAAUGUCAUGGAGCUUCGGCCACGGAGCAGUGAGUCAUCCUCACUGGAGAGAGAAAGAGUGGGAGAAAUGCUUUUGCUGGAAAGAAACAUCUCCCAUGAGGACAAUCUCAACAAACUGGCCCUACAACAUGGAUGCAAGGUCACUGACAUAAAGAGAGAGAACAACCUUUUUCAAGAGCAGGACAUGUAUGCACUGAAAUCCAUCAAAAUCCCUGUAAAGAAGCAUGGCCUUUUAACAGAGGUCAACACUGAGCUCAGGAACCCUCAACAAAGACCCUCCCCUGAUGCAGUACAACCAGCCAAUCAGAAGCUGGAAAGUGGUAAAGCAAGCAUCUCGGUCAGAACUCAGGUGCAGGAGUAUACUGACUUUCUUAAAGAGGUGGACAGUGACAUUGAGCGUCUGAUCCAAAGCUCAGAUCCUCCAGAAGAGGUAUUUUCUGGCAGUUCCAGGGGAUUCAGACGAUGGGGAUGGAGAAACCCGUGCUUACUCAGCUACGGUGCAGACUGGGGGAUUCAAUGGUGGAACGCUGUGGUCGCCAUGUUACUAAUAGGUAUCGUCCUACCAAUAUUCUAUGUAGUAUAUUUUAAAACUCAAGAUAGUGGGGAAUCUGUAGUGGACAAUGGAGCGAUCAACAUCUCUGUGUCUACUUCAAACAGUACAGUGACCAUUAAGAAUAUAAUCAGAAACCACCUUGAGGAAAAGCAAGUAUAGGAUUGUAAAAUAUUGUGUGGUGCUGCCUAUGGUGUGUGGUCUUUAAAAUUUUGUUUGAUGCAUGUGAUUUUCCUUGGUACUUUGCAGAUUCACUUGACAGCCCACAAGCCUAUUUUUUAGCCUAAACUAAAAUGAUAAAUUUACCUAAUUUCAUCUGUUUAGUGAUAACACAGUUAAGGAGACAUUUGUACCAAUGAUAUUCUGAGUUUGCAUACUCUACUCAUACUCGACACUCAAGAGUGUUGAAACUAUUUAAUAGGUUUCAUUGGUGCUAUGAUUUAAUUUAAUGAAAGUUAUUAUAGAAUUACAGAUUAUCUCUCAAGUGUAUUGUGGGAACAAACUAAAACUUUUAAAAGUUAUAAAACAUCUAGUAAAUCUUAUGUUUACUUUUCCAUGGAAUUGAUCGUAUUGCUGUGGUUUUGUCUUUGUACAGUAUGUCAUUCCUUGAAGAAUGCUUACCGUUUACAAUGUAUCGAUGCGUAAUUGCAUUGAUAGAUCUGUUAGACUGAAGGGUAUUUUGUGCCAACUCUAAUUUGUAUCCAUUAAUUUUUUUCUUGAUUUUAGUAGAACCCUAAUGCCAUAUUGUUGUUUUUUAUGUGGAAUGGCACUGUGAUGCCAUCAGUGCCAAAGGAUGGACUUGUAUUAAAUCACUGUUUGUUCAUUUAUUUGAAGUGCAAUAAAGACAUAUUUGA
Molecule: messenger RNA, 1896 nt
Organism: Myxocyprinus asiaticus (Chinese sucker)
Lineage: Eukaryota; Metazoa; Chordata; Actinopteri; Cypriniformes; Catostomidae
Product: lysM and putative peptidoglycan-binding domain-containing protein 4-like
Exons: 3
Coding region: 362-1204 (280 amino acids)
Source: RefSeq, a predicted model, not a curated record